Molecule: messenger RNA, 1563 nt
Organism: Ascoidea rubescens DSM 1968
Lineage: Eukaryota; Fungi; Ascomycota; Saccharomycetes; Ascoideales; Ascoideaceae
Gene: MTC6
Product: Mtc6p
Exons: 1
Coding region: 1-1563 (520 amino acids)
Source: RefSeq, a predicted model, not a curated record
AUGACUCAACUAUAUAGUUCGUUGAACAUUACAAAAGAACUUACGGUUGAAGAAACAAUAGCUAUAAUCAGUCAAAGAGAUCUUUCAAGGGAACUAACUAUUAAUAUAACGCCAUAUGUUGGUGUAAAUGUGUCUAAUCCAGAAAUAAUAUCUACUAAGGAUGAUUUAAUUCAAAAAUUAGAUGGUGGCUAUUCGAUUUUAUACCUAGAUAUCUUUUGGAAUGACAGCUCAAGAAAUUGGCAAUUAGCAAAUGAACAAUAUCUGGAUCUUGAUGAUUUUUUUGAUGCUGUGAACAUGUAUUUGAAGGAUUCAAAUUAUGAAAUAGCUAAGAAUUCAAUUAUUUUGAUAUUUAAAUUACAACAAGAUUCGAUAAAUCUGAAUAUUAAUAGAAGAAUUAAAAACUUAUCAACAAAACUUCGAUCGAUAUUUGAUUAUAGACUUUAUUCCAUAGAUGAUUACAGAAGGGUUGAUUUUUAUGAGUAUCCAACCGUAGAUACUUUUCUAUUUGAAGAUGAUAAAAGGGUUAUUCCAAUUGUAUUAAGCAAUGCAACAAGUUCAGAUUAUGUUUUUGUCAAUACUUCAUUGAUUGAUUGGAAUAUAAUUCUCUAUGAUGGAACGAAUAUAAGUGAAUUUACAGAGAUUUAUGAAAGGGAUCAUUCAAUAAUAAUAAAUAACCCAUCAAUUAAUUGGACAGAAGUAAUUGUAAACACGAUUUGGACAUGGAGAACAGAUCAACCCUUUUCUUCAAGAUACUUAAAAGAAUUAUUACAAAAUGAGCUGCUUUCAGAUGUAUUUGACUAUAUUUAUAAUUCUGAUGAUUUUGUUAAUGAUUUAAAUGAAGAUAAUGGCUACAUUGACAAUAGUGCUAAUGGCAAUGGCAAUGGCAAUGGCAGCAAUAGUACAGUUGCAUAUAAUUGUACGAUUUCUACAGAUUUUGGAUGGUUUGUUGAUAAUUGUUAUAAUAAACACCAUGUUUUAUGUGGCAAAAACAUUAGUAGUCUUGAUAAUAAUGAUAUUGAUUGGAGAGUCAGUGAAUCAAAGGUGAGUUAUUUUAAUUGUAAUGAACAAUGCGAGAUUGAAUUUGGAGAAGAGUAUAAAAAUUUAGUUCCAAGAUUACCCAGUCAGCAAAAAUAUAUAAAAGAGAAUCUAAGUUAUAAAUGGAUACAUAAUGAUACCACUACUACUAAUACUACUAAUAUUACUACUACCAGUAAUAGUGACGAUAGUGGUUAUAGUUAUUUUAAUGAGAGUGGUAAUAGAAUUAAAUAUUAUGAACAAUUUGAAAAUUCAUUUUGGGUUGAUUUCAAUUCAUUGGAUGUUGAAGAUUGUUGGGUUAGAGGAGGAGCUAAAGCCAAAUGUCCAUACUUUUUAGAUGAGAUAAAAGAUAAUAGGAAUUUUAAUUUAAUGAUGUCAAUAUUUAGUAUAGUGCUUGGAUUCGUGAUUGGGUUAUUGAUAUUUAUUAUUAAAAUGCAAAAACAUUUGCCAAUACAGAAUAAUAGAAAACGAUGGAAAAAGACAAUUAGUAAGUACAGUGAAAAUGAAUAUGAGGGGGUUCCAGCAUAG